Pelobates fuscus (common spadefoot toad) is the source of this 801-nucleotide messenger RNA. RefSeq names its product endogenous retrovirus group 3 member 1 Env polyprotein-like. Lineage: Eukaryota; Metazoa; Chordata; Amphibia; Anura; Pelobatidae. The record is from RefSeq and is a predicted model, not a curated record. The transcript has a single exon. The annotation marks the transcript as partial.
AUCACAUCUACCUGGAGAGCCCCAGCAAAUUUGUACUGGAUCUGUGGUAAGAAAGCCUAUUCGGAGUUGCCACAGGACUGGGAAGGGGCAUGUGUGUUGGGUAUGCUCAAACCAUCCUUCUUCUUGUUACCGAUUGAAACAGGUGAGACUUUAGGUGUUAAAGUGUAUGAUGUGAAUACUAGGAAGAAAAGGGGACCCAUAGAGAUAGGCGCCUGGGAAGAUAAUGAAUGGCCUCCCCAGCGUAUUAUAGAUUAUUAUGGGCCAGCCACGUGGGCUGAGGAUGGUACCUUUGGUUAUAGAACCCCUAUUUAUAUGCUCAACCGUAUUAUAAGAUUACAGGCGGUGGUUGAGAUUAUCACAAAUGAGACAUCACAAGCGCUCAAUCUUCUAGCGAAGCAUACCACCAGGAUGAGGACAGCAGUCUACCAAAAUAGAUUAGCCUUGGAUUACCUUUUGGCAGUAGAGGGAGGUGUAUGUGGGAAGUUUAACCUAAGUAAUUGCUGUCUUCAAAUAGAUGACGAAGGGCAAGCAAUAGCUGAGCUUACUAGCCAUAUGGUUAAACUAGCGCAUGUGCCUACUCAGGUAUGGAAAGGGUACAAUCCAAGUAGUUGGUUUGGUAGCUGGUAUGAGUGGUUUGGAGGGCUUAAGGCAGUGGUAGGUGGAGUCCUACUGAUUUUACUGUUGUGUCUACUCCUACCGUGUCUUAUACCCUUAGUAGUUAGGUCUGUGCAAAGCCUGAUAGGAAGUAUAGCAGAGAGGAAGGCUGCUGCACAGAUAAUGGCGAUAUAUAAGUAUAAGGCU